AUGGAUCCUCCUGAUGAUAGCCACAGGGGCAGCGUCUGGGUAUGCGAGGUCGAACGUGGCCUUCUUGUAGAUGUGGUGGCAUUCGCCCAGUCCCACAGCGCUAGGGCGUUGAUCUCCAUUUCCUUAAAGACAGAGGGCGUCACCAUCUUGAUUAGGAAGAUGGGCUUUCCUUUAGUAGUACUCACCACCCAAGAAGGCUCUGACCUCAUAUCAUACUUGAACUCUGCUUCCGACCCCUCCACGUCAAUCGUCUUCAACGGGACAGUUCUCGGUGUAUCCCCCUCCCCCCUCAUGGCUUUCUUCUCCUCCCGGGGACCAUCUAAGGCAACGCCAGGAAUCCUCAAGCCAGACAUCUCUGGUCCUGGCCUUAACAUCUUCACGACAUAUAUUCCAUCCGGUGACACUCCGGAGUAUUUUAUCGAAUUUGGCACAUCCAUGGCUACACCUCACCGUAGCGGUGUCGUUGCGCUAUUAAAGGCCGCACAUCCUACUUGGUCACUGGCAGCUAUCAGGUCAGCGAUCGUGACCACGGCAGACACCGACAUCUCUAACGAGUUUCUUGAGCCGGCGCUCUAUUUCACCAAGGGCGCAGGACACAUCAACCCUAACAAAGCUGUUGAUCCCGCUCUUAUUUACGACAUCACCGACAAUGACUACGUCUCCUACAUUUGCGGCAAAUUUGGCGAAGAAGGCGCAAGAAAUAUAGCACGCGAAGUUGUUGAUUGCUCAAAGAGUGUGCUAGAAGAGGAGCUCAACUACCCAUCGAUUCUACUAGCCCCCAAAGGCAGCGCGACGGCCAAAGUAACCCGAAUGAUCACAAAUGUUGGACUGGCGAGAUCGAGCUACACAGUGUCGUUGACCAUAUCGGAGACUUCCGUGUCAGCUACUAUCACCCCCAAGACGCUGACAUUCACAGAGUUGAACGAGAAGAAGUCGUUCACCGUGAGCGCGGAAUGGAGCGCCGGUGGACCUCCCACUUCUGGUAAUCUAUUCGUGGAGGGAAAGUUGACUUGGACCUCCGAUGAUGGUAUAUAUGUGGUGACCAGCCCAUUUGUCGUCUCCGCCCUAGAGUACUCAUUCUGA
Zingiber officinale is the source of this 1083-nucleotide messenger RNA. RefSeq names its product subtilisin-like protease. The transcript has a single exon. Gene Ontology annotation, molecular function: serine-type endopeptidase activity. Gene Ontology annotation, biological process: proteolysis. Lineage: Eukaryota; Viridiplantae; Streptophyta; Magnoliopsida; Zingiberales; Zingiberaceae. The record is from RefSeq and is a predicted model, not a curated record. Bases 1 to 1083 code for a protein of 360 amino acids.